GGAGAGCGUGAAGGAUUGUGCCAGCUUGCAGAGGCAGUGUGAGUAGCUGCAGAAGGAGAGGGAAGAGCUGCAGAAGGAGAAUGAGGAGUGGGAGAAGGAGAAGAGGGAGAUGCAGAGGAGACUGGAUGAAGUUCUUCCUUCAGUGACCGAGCUCCAGAACGACAAUGAUGUCUUGAGCACGAAACUUGUCCUUGAAGAACGCAAGAGGAAGAUCUGUGAGGAGAAGCUCGAAGCUCAAGACAAAUAUAUUGACAACAUGAGGAAAGGAGCGACGGAGCUGAAGAAGAACGUGAAUCUGUUGGUUCACAACGAGAUGGAGGAGCACAUUGGCAACUUCCUCAACUCCAGCACCUUCGAGAACAUCCUCAAGCUGUACCGACUACCAACCGUAAUCGUGGCCUUCACUGACUAUAGAAAGAAGGUGAAGGCCCAGUACCCAAAGGUGGACGUGACAAUGGUCACCUUUGGGGAACAAGAAGAAAGAGUGGAGGAGGAUGCUGAGAGUCUUUCUGCUGACUUCCGACCUCUGAUCAAGUUGAGGUGGGAGCAUGACGCAGAGGGACGCACUAUCUUUCCUCCAACCUUUGAUGCUGAGCUGGUGGCAGUGGAGGAAGGAGAGGAAGAAGAAGAAGCGCAAGGCGCUGAAGUUGAGGAUCAGGCAGCUCUGGCCGGAGUGCAACCUCCCGAGGUGCAUCCAGUCUCUUCUAACGAAGUGCAGCAGCUGGCUCCUCCUGAAGCCGAAGUGCCACCCCUGCCUGCUGAAGAUGAGCCGCCUCAACCCCCUCUUCCUACUGAGGAACAGCCUCCUCCUCCAACAGAGUAGCUUAGGUUUUUAUAUUUGUAGUUAUAUCUGUAAAUAACAUUUUUGUAAUUGAGGUUUUAUUUAUAAAAUUUUUGAAGUUUA
This is a messenger RNA of Rubroshorea leprosula, 904 nucleotides long. The record is from the annotation of a GenBank genome assembly. Lineage: Eukaryota; Viridiplantae; Streptophyta; Magnoliopsida; Malvales; Dipterocarpaceae.